CCUAGAAAAAUUUGGCAAAUUCUCUGUUGGUGUAUAUCUAACCUUACACCACAAAGGUCAAACCCUCUCUCUCAGAGGCAGUUGUUGCAGCCAAAUUUUUCUCCUACUUCCUCUUAUCAUAUGGCCCCUACAUCAAGAUUCCAAGGCUAUGUAUAAUUUCCCUUUGUUCUCUACUUACUCUACUAUAUAUAGCUACUCUUCUCAAGCCUUGUUUUCUUGAAUUCCCCAACACUAUUUGCUGUAUAUAUUUUCCUAUUUUCAUCAUCAUCUUCUUGAUUCAAAACCCUAUUACACAGAUGGAAGAUCAUCACUCUAUGAACUCUAUGAUGAGAAAAUCUGUGUCUUCUGAUAAUACAAGAGCCACUUCUCAUGAGUCCCCUGAGGAGAGUAGUUGGACUAUGUACUUGGAAGAUUUCUUGACAAGCAAUAAUGAUGAUGGGGAUGAUGAUGAACGCAGUUCCUUCUCCUCAUAUGUUUAUGAAAACUCUUCCAUAAUCUCCGAUGCCGCUUCUGCGGUUACCAGAAAGUUGAGUGCUAUUAAUGGAGAAGUUUUAGGGUUCGAUAAUAGAUCAAGUUUCGGAUUCGACAGGAGAAAAACGAAAGAAGCUUUGCUUGAUGAUGCUUUGGAGGAUACGGCCAGCUCUCCGGUAAAUAGUCCCAAGGUUUUUAAUCUAAACCAGUCAGAUGUGAGACCAACACAGCAAAACAAUAACACAGACAUAUCUUAUACG
Messenger RNA from Prunus avium (sweet cherry), 731 nucleotides. The record is from RefSeq and is a predicted model, not a curated record. NCBI's taxonomy places the organism in Eukaryota, Viridiplantae, Streptophyta, Magnoliopsida, Rosales, Rosaceae.